This is a messenger RNA of Melampsora larici-populina 98AG31, 2308 nucleotides long. RefSeq lists its product as uncharacterized. Gene Ontology annotation, cellular component: fungal-type vacuole membrane. The transcript is spliced from 7 exons. The record is from RefSeq and is a predicted model, not a curated record. Gene Ontology annotation, biological process: vacuole inheritance; nucleus-vacuole junction assembly. NCBI's taxonomy places the organism in Eukaryota, Fungi, Basidiomycota, Pucciniomycetes, Pucciniales, Melampsoraceae. Gene Ontology annotation, molecular function: protein-membrane adaptor activity; protein binding. Bases 131 to 1840 code for a protein of 569 amino acids.
GACCAUCGAAAAAUUAAUUACCCUCUCCUGACCUUUCUAAAUCAUCAACUCUUCAUCAACUUCUCAAUUCUAUACUUCAUCAUCAUUCCCAUCCUCAUCAUCCUUCUCAUCUAAUCAACUCAUUCAAGUCAUGGGGAACAUUUCUUCAUGUUGCAGUUGUGGUCGUGGUUCUCAUGGAUCGGGUUAUGAACCUCUCUUACUCGAGCCUGAGCGUGAUGCGGUAGCAAGUCUCUUGCAGUUCCUUGAGCAUCGGACCGAUACCAAUUUCUUCACCGGAGAACCACUCAAGUCACUCUCAACUCUAUCCUUCUCAGAUAACGUUGACUUACAACGAUCCGCUGCUCUGGCCUUUGCCGAGAUCACUGAAAAAGAUGUCAGAGAAGUAGGAAGGGAUACUUUGGAACCUAUCAUGUUUUUAUUACAAUCUCAUGAUACCGAAGUUCAACGGGCUGCCAGUGCUGCUCUUGGUAACUUGGCUGUCAACACUGAAAACAAGUUGUUGAUCGUUAAGUUGGGCGGCCUCGAACCGCUGAUCCGUCAGAUGCUCAGUCCAAAUGUGGAAGUUCAAUGUAACGCUGUGGGUUGUAUCACCAAUCUAGCAACUCAUGACGAAAACAAAGCCAAGAUAGCCAAAUCGGGUGCUCUAGUCCCAUUGACAAGACUAGCAAGAUCAAAAGAUACUAGAGUUCAAAGAAACGCCACUGGCGCACUCUUAAACAUGACUCACUCUGAUGAAAAUCGACAGCAACUUGUGAAUGCUGGAUCGAUUCCCGUCUUAGUCUCAUUACUUUCAUCUUCCGAUACAGAUGUACAGUACUAUUGUACGACUGCACUCAGCAAUAUUGCUGUUGAUGCGGCUAAUCGUAAGAGGUUGGCCCAAGGUGAACCUAAGUUGGUCAACAGCUUGAUCGGUUUGAUGGAUAGCCCCAGUCUGAAGGUUCAGUGUCAGGCUGCACUCGCUCUACGAAAUUUGGCUUCUGAUGAAAAAUAUCAAAUCGAAAUCGUCAAAUGUGGAGGUUUAUCCCCCUUAUUACGCCUACUCCGAUCUUCCUUCUUGCCCUUGAUUCUUUCAGCUGCAGCAUGUGUGAGAAAUGUAUCGAUUACACCACAAAACGAAUCACCCAUCAUCGAAGCACACUUUUUGCAUCCACUGAUUGAACUCUUGGCCUACGAUGAAAAUGAAGAGAUCCAAUGUCAUGCGAUUUCAACCUUGAGGAAUUUGGCAGCAUCGUCAGAGAAGAACAAAGAAGCGAUCGUCCAGGCCGGUGCAAUUGAACGGAUCAAAGAGCUAGUGCUCAGCGUACCUUUGAGCGUACAAAGCGAAAUGACGGCUUGUGCGGCUGUUUUAGGGUUGAGUGAAGAUAUCAAAGGCCAUCUGUUAGACCUUGGGAUCUUGGAAGUCUUGAUUCCUUUGACCAACAGCGUUAGCGUUGAAGUUCAAGGAAACAGCGCCGCAGCAAUUGGCAACCUCUCGUCCAAAGCCGAUGACUAUUCGGCAUUUAAUGCAGUUUGGGACAAACCCGAAGGUGGAUUGGAAGGAUACUUGAUUCGAUUCCUAGAAUCUACCGAUCCAACAUUCCAACACAUCGCGGUCUGGACUUGUGUACAACUUUUAGAAUCAGGUGAUCCAACCUUGGAGAACCACAUUCGAUCAUCUGAGUCUAUCAUUCCACUCGUCAAUCACUUGGCUUCUUCGGGAACUACAUUGUCCAGUUCAGUUGAUGACGACGAUGGUAGUGAAGGAGGUGGUGAUGCAGGAGAUCAAGAGAUUGCUACUUUGGGUAGAAAAGUCUUUGAAUUAUUAGGAAUUGAAAACCGAUUAACUACUCCCUCUACUUGAUCUAACAUCUCAUUGUGGGAUGUUGGUUUUUUUUUUGUUUUACUUUUUUCCUUCUUUUAUCUCUUUCUGUCCCUUAAUUCUUUCACCUCGAUUUGUAUGAUUCAUGAUUUCUUCUUUGUUUUGUUUAACGUUGAUGGAUGUUGAAUGGUUAUCGAUCACAUGAAGAAAAGAAAAAAAAACCCACAAAGAUAAAAAGGUAAAGCGAUGGCCUUGUGAGGUGGACAAAACGUGAAAAGAUAGAUAAACUCAUUGAAAAAAACGAGUUGGUCACCGGUUUUUUUAAUUUAUUUUCUUUUUGUUCUUAUCAUUGUUUAUUAGUAGUAGUAGUAGUAGUAGUUUGGCAGACCUUAUUUUUUGCAGUUUUGUCUUGUGUGAUAUAACUUUUAUUUUCUUCAUCUCUAUCAUCUUUUUUUGACAUUUUUUCUUUUUUGAUCGCUUGUUAAUCAUUUAUGAAAAAAAGUUUGAAGG